CUGCAGAGAGGUGCUCGUCGGACCAGUUUUCAGAGGCAGAGUUUGGCUAAAAGUUUUUGGGGACGUCUUCGCAGCCUGAGGAUAAAACCGAAGGGAGCUGGAUUUUGUUUUGUUUAGAGAAAGGCUGAGCUGGAAUGAGUUUUAUGUGACGGGUGGUUUAAUAGAAGUGUGGAUUUGAGGCGGACACACAGCCAACAGCAGCUGAACAGGAACGUGAAUGUGUUUGAUCUGAUCACUGGAGGGAUAACACAGCUCAGCACACUCUGCAGCUGUGAGGUCUCUGCAUCUGGACCAUGUUCUCCUCUGCCACCGCGUACAAAAACCAGCACUACGCUGAGCUGAAAAGCAACUGUAUCAGGGACAAGACGCUGUUCGAGGAUCCAGAAUUUCCAGCCAUCAAUACAUCGCUGUAUUUCAGGAAACCGCCUUCUGGUACUGUGCAGUGGAAACGACCCGGGGAGAUAUCCAAUGAUCCCCACCUGUUUGUGGAGGGCAUCAGCUCCCAUGACCUGAACCAGGGUGUGGUGGGGAACUGCUGGUUCGUGGCUGCCUGCUCCUGUCUGGCCCUGAAGCCAAACCUCUGGAAGAAAGUGAUCCCUAACUGGAAGGAGCAGGAGUGGGAUCCUAAACACCCGGAGGGCUACGCAGGAAUCUUCCACUUUCAAUUCUGGGUGUUUGGAGAGUGGGUGGAUGUGGUGGUGGACGACCGGCUGCCGACAGUCAAUGGAGGACUCAUCUACUGUCAUUCAAAAGACAACAAUGAAUUCUGGAGCGCGCUGCUGGAGAAGGCCUACGCCAAGCUCGCCGGCUGCUAUGAGUCUCUGGAGGGGGGAAACACUGGAGAAGCUGUGGUGGAUUUCAGUGGCGCUGUGGCUGAAGCCAUUAACCUGGAGGAGGAAGCCUUCUACAAAGACCAGGAAAAACAAGACAAGCUGUUUGAGGACCUACUGAAGGUCUACGACCGUGGAGGAAUCAUAAGUUGCUCCAUUAAGGCAGAGCCUCAUGAAAUCGAGGCCAAGAUGGCUAACGGGCUGGUGAAAGGACAUGCGUACGCCAUCACCGCGGUGAAGAAGGUGCGUUUGGGUCACGGGCUGCUGGCGUACUUCAAGAAUGAAACCAUCCCCCUGAUGCGCAUGAGGAACCCCUGGGGCAAGAUUGAGUGGAAAGGAGCCUGGAGCGAUAGCUCUGAGGAAUGGUCAAAGGUCGGGGAUACAGAGAGGGGCAACCUCGGCAUCACGGUGGAGGACGAUGGAGAGUUCUGGAUGUCUUUCGCAGAUUGGUGCAAGUACUUCACAGAUGCAGAUAUUUGCCGUAUCAUCAACACUUCGCUGAUCAGCAUCGACAAGACGUGGAAUGAGGCUGUGCACUUUGGGAGCUGGACCAAAAAUUCAGAUCCUCUAUUGAACCGCUGUGGCGGUUGCGCCAACCACAAGCAGACGUUCCUGCAAAAUCCACAGUAUUUGUUUAACGUGACGAAGGAGGUCGAUGAAGUUCAAAUCUCCUUGCAACAGAAAGACGUGAAGAUCCAAAGACGAGUUGGCCAAGGAGAAAAUAUAACCUUUGGCUUUAUUAUCUUUAAGGUGGAGCUGAACAGGAAGUACCGGAUGCAUGACAUCCUGACCCAGCAGGUCGUGGGGACAUCCAUCUACAUCAACGCCCGGUCGGUGUUCAUGAGGUGCAUGCUGCCGAAGGGCCGCUACAUCGUCUUCCCCACAACCUUCAAGCCUCAGACGCUGGGGGAUUACAUGAUCCGAAUAUUUACGGACGUGGAGGCGGACUGCAGGGAGCUGAUAGAGGAUAAACCCAAAAUCAAAUGCUGGAGCUCUUUUCUGGGAUACCCGCAGGUCGUGACCCACGUCUACGUCCAUGGAGCUGAGGGGCUGCAGAACCAGGAGAACCCAGGAGGUGCAGACCCAUAUGUGAUCAUAUCCUGUGAGGGCCGCUCGGUGCGCUCCAGCAUCAAGAAGGACACUUUGAAACCAGAAUUCGAAACCAGCGGCAUUUUCUACAGGAAGAAGCCCAGGAAGCCUGUAACUGUGCAGGUGUGGAACAGCAACACGGUGCAGGACGAGUUCAUGGGCCAAGUGGUGCUGUCCGGCUCGGUGAAGGACAACACCGAUCCCCAGAGCCUCCAGCUGAGGAAGCGGGGCCGGCAGAUGGCCGACGAGAUGCCCGGCAUCAUCGGCGUGAGGAUUGUCAGUUCCACUCAGCUGCUGGCCAUGUGACCUCGGCCUUCAGUGACUUAAGAGAGAGAGCCGAGUCAUUGCUGAGUCACUGGACUACGUAUGGAGGACAGAAGCACCAAAACCAGCAGCUUUGAUUUCCACCAGUGUAGAACACACGUGAUCACUCUGAGCAGUUUUACACUAUUAGAAACAGGGCACUAUUGGACAGAGUGAAUGUCACUUCCUGUUAAUUACUUUGUAUACAAUAUUCUUUCCUUUUUAAUUUCUCUGAUUACUUUUCUAAACAAAUGUUUCUUUAAGUUUUAUAUCAACAUUUAUCAAGGUUGCUUGUGAAGACACCAUCCCUCUAUAUGCUACACUACACAUACUGUGAGUAAUAUGGUCUUUGCCAUAUGAUUUUCAUAUUUAUGACCUGUUUCUCUACAUUCAUCACAAUGCAGAGAAACGUACUAAACAGCAUGUACAACUUCA
Platichthys flesus (European flounder) is the source of this 2657-nucleotide messenger RNA. Its product is annotated as calpain-5-like. NCBI's taxonomy places the organism in Eukaryota, Metazoa, Chordata, Actinopteri, Pleuronectiformes, Pleuronectidae. Bases 294 to 2225 code for a protein of 643 amino acids. The transcript has 13 exons. The record is from RefSeq and is a predicted model, not a curated record. Gene Ontology annotation, cellular component: cytoplasm. Gene Ontology annotation, biological process: proteolysis. Gene Ontology annotation, molecular function: calcium-dependent cysteine-type endopeptidase activity.